UAGUUUUAUGCUCUUUAGUAAUUUUUCAUUCCCUAUAAUUUGUGGCGGAUUUUUUAAAGAAGAGUAUCUGGAUGGUUAGAUAUAGAAAGUUAACGUCAACCUUAUUUUCACAGCAAAUAAUGACAGAAGAGGGAGAAGGCUUGUCCUGGUUGCAUGAUCUUCUGAAAGAGUUAGAACUUGAGCAAUUCUUCUCACGAAUACGAGACGACCUGCAGGUUACUCGGCUCACACACUUUGACUAUGUGCUUGUGGAGGACCUAGAGAGAGUAGGUAUGGGUGCGCCAGCCGCACGCCGUCUGGUAGACAUGGUGAAGAAGCGGCGUGCGGCACAGCGACGGCGCAGCCUCCUCACCAAACUGAUGCCAGCCAAGGGUGGUACCAUGGGCAAACAGCGGAGUGGCUCCAGUGGCACCACAGAGUCUCCUACGGCACUCAGCGCCGUCAGUCUCACAUGUCUUAUACAGGAGAAGGACGUCAGCCUAGGUAACAAGCUGGGUGACGGUUCGUUUGGUGUGGUGAGGAGAGGAGAGUGGAGUAGCCCUACAGGACGGCUGGUGUCUGUGGCAGUCAAGGUACUGAAGGCAGACGCUCUCACACAGCCUGGAGUACUGGAGGACUUUGUAAAGGAGGUGCAGGCGAUGCAUCAACUAGACCAUCCACAACUGAUCAGGCUGUACGGUGUAGUGCUGACUCAACCCAUGAUGAUGGUGACAGAGUUGGCAACACUGGGCUCUGUACUGGAGUACAUGCGUAAACAGAGUGGCCACAUUCCCAUCACUCAGCUGUGGGACUAUGGACUGCAGGUGGCUACUGGUAUGGCCUACCUGGAGACUAAGAGGUUUAUACAUCGGGACCUCGCCUGUAGGAAUGUACUGCUGGCCUCUGUUGAUAAGCUGAAGAUUGGAGACUUUGGGCUGAUGAGGGCUCUGCCGCAAGCCGAGGACUGUUACGUCAUGACAGAACAUAGCAAGGUGCCAUUCCCGUGGUGUGCGCCAGAGUCUCUCAAGGCCAGAAUGUUCAGCCACGCCAGUGACGUGUGGAUGUUUGGAGUCACUCUGUGGGAGAUGUUCACAUUCGGCCAGGAGCCGUGGCUGGGCCUCAACGGAAUGCAGAUCCUUCGCAAGAUAGACCGAGAGGGAGAGCGACUUCAACAACCUGAGGCUUGCUCCCCAGAGUUCUACAAACUUAUGAUGCAGUGUUGGAGCAAGAACCCUGCAGAACGACCCACAUUCUCCGCCAUCUUGCAGCUUCUGCGCCGCAGUGCCCCGCCUGUCAUGAAGGCACUGCAGAGACUAGCUGAGCCCGAGAAACUAGCGGUGGAGCCUGGGGACAGCAUCAUCAUUGUAGACGGCAGCCCGGAGUUGUACUGGUGGCUGGGACAGAACCUACGCACCUUUGAGAUCGGACGAUUCCCCAGGUGUCUUGUAGACCCGAUGAGACCCAAGGACCCUACAGAUAUCAGCAAGCCACUGACCAACUCCUUCAUUCACACUGGACAUGGAGAUCCAUGGGGUCCCUCGUGGGGUAGUCCGUCAGCCAUAGACGAGGUCUACCUUCGUAACCCAAUGGAUCCACCCGAUGUUCUGGGUAUACCUAACGGCAACGCUCCGAACGUGUUGUCUCCGCUCGCUCAGCCGAAGAACAAACACGAACUAGAGAGAGUGAGGGAGAUAUGGGAAGUGAGGGUUAGACGACUGCUGGAACAGUUUCCUCAAAUGGAACUGCCUCGGUGGCUCUCUCAUCUGUUGGCCGAGUAUCCGGCUCUGUGUAACCGGGACGGACAAGCAACACACCUGCUACAAAGGCAUAGCGCCAAAGGUCAGUUUGAGUACUCCAAGCUGCAGAAUGAACACAAACACAAGCAUCGGCCCAAGACUAAUGACACGAGGGUGACCCGACCAGCCCCCGGGAGACCACCUGACCCGGUAAGGGCUCCGUCAGAGGCGGUGUUGAUAGACUUUGGGGGCGCCCCCCCUCCAGCACCCGCACCGCCCCCAAUGGGUCACAGUCCCGGCACGAGCUUGAUAGAUGAACCCAUCGAUGUGCCUGAGGAUGGCAUAGAAGAUGACUGCUGGAGCACCACAGAUUCUUUUACUGGAACGGAAGAGAGAGGGUACGCAAACUACCAGAACAACACAACCGCAAUGCCCGACCCCUUUGAUACAUCUCGGGUGUAUCAACCAACCAACAGUCCAUCACGUUACUACUCUCAAAUCACCCCUGAGAACGUGACAAUGCAACACUACUCCAACACGGACUUGGAGGAAUCCCCAGUGAAGAAACUAGAUCCCAAGUUCAUUACUGAGCUGGAGAAACACCUUGGGCAGAAGGAAGCGAGCGCUAACACCCAUAACACGUGGAACCACGUAGUAGCCAAGAGUGGCUCAGGAGAGUCGAUCCCUGCGCUGGUGCCCCCACCGCAGUCGGGAGGGAGACUGCAGCGCAAGCCAUCCAACGCAGCCGCCACACUACCAGCUGGCUCCCUAGUGCAGAACUCGUGGUCAACCAAGAGCGUCAACUUGAGGUCCGAGAGUAAUCGGUAUUCCCGAGCACAAAGUGUUUGUUUGCCUCAAAAUUGGAAUGUUACAGAACAGGGUACAGGGUCGUCAAAAGAUCUAAGGUAUGGAAACUUGGCGGCGACUGGUGAUGCGUUCGGGUCUUCACCCAGUGUAAAUAGUGUUUCAAAGAACGUUAAUUUUGAUCAGACUCUUUCCGAGUCGUUAGUUAGUAAAAUGUGGAUUAGCCAGCAACAGAACGAACAGGGUACGAAUAGUCAGCCUCAGAAGGAGCAGAGAACAAACUGUCAGUCGUACCAGUACGAACAGAGAUCGAGCACUUUGCCUCACCAAUACGACCCUGUAGAUACAUCGUGGAGCAAUUAUGCCCCUACACCGUCCUCACAGCCUAACUACGCAUGUACGCCUUCUUCAAAGUCUAAAUACGCCUCUACGCCUUCGUCACAGUCUAACUACGCUCCUACACCGUCCUCACAGUCUAACUACGCUCCUACACCGUCCUCACAGGCUAACUAUGCCUAUCCUUACUCAACGGUCAGUCCCGGUGGUGAUGAGAUUAGAGUGAACAAAGUGCGCCAGGUGAUGGCCCAGGCUGGAGCCGGCGUAGCUGAGGAGGAGUGUCUGGCGGCGCUACAGCAGCACCAGUGGGACACACAGCGGGCACUGCGCCAGCUCAAACUGGACUCUCUAACAAGGCUAGGUUUGGCGUCAAGGCAUCAAUGUGAAGUCGCUCUCAACUCUUGCGACUGGAGUGUGGAGCGUGCUGCGUCUUACAUCCUGGACACUGUGAAGAGCUAGCGACAAGUCAACUCUAGAUAACAAUGUACAACCUAGCUCGUACAAAUACACAAACGCCUUUUAGUGUAUUCAAUGUUUUCUGUGAUCAGUUGUCUUCUAAAUCAUCUCCACUGGAUGAAUGGCUGGCAAAAGUUUUCCUGUGAAACCUGAAAACUGUAUGUUGUUUUUUAUUCUUUUAAAUGGUCGAUACGGUUCAAUUUUAGUACAUGCAUUGGGAAGGGAAAAAGUAUUAAGUCAGCGUUGAUACAGUUUUACUUUAUUAGACUGAAACUUUAAGGAUAAAUAUUUUUCCUUUGAAAAACUGUUUUACAGGGUGUGGAGGAUGCUGGCCAUGAAAGGCUCUGGAUUUACUAGAGGUUUUUGAAAGUCUCUGAAAAUUACAGAUUUUUAUUUAAAGAAAUUCUGUCAGGGAUCCUGUGGCUAAAACAAAGUGGUUAAAACGGUAAUUUUAUCUUUCCUUCCACAACAAUUUUAAGCAACAAUGGGGUAGUGAUAAGGACUUGCCCAAGAACUACUUUAGCCCUGUAAUAACACAAGUAUUUAAAACAGGUGUUUAUGCUGCAGUAUAAAAAAAAUCAUUAAAGUAAUUCAAAAAGGGUAUGAACGUUAACCAUUAGCAGUGGAGAAGUUUUGGUUAGUGUUUAUUUAAUUAGAAUAUGUUAAUUGUUUAGGUUUUAGUUUAUACAUUUAAUUUCUGGCUUUGUCAACAUGGUUCUGCAAAUUAAAUAUCAUUUUUGGUGUUAAAAAUUGAUAAGUAAAAACAAACUGAUUUGAUUUGAUCCAAAAGUUUAGUAUUAUAAGUAAAAUAAAGAUCUAAAAUGUCCUCUUUUACCAAGUAUUUUUUUUACAUUUUAUAAAUAAAUUUGUAGUUUGCCCAAGUACCUGAAACUAAUUUGACUGUGGACUCUUGUUUUGAGGAAAACUAAGCAUUAAAUUUAGUUUGUAACUGGUAAGUUUAUAAUAGAUCAGUUUGGGUGGAAACUUUCUAAAUCGAAAUACCAUGACUUACUGAAGUAAAUUAUUCCCCUGUAAAAUGGUGAUCAUGGUAAAUUUUCAACAGGGGAUAAUACAUUUAAUUGCUAAAAGAUUGUAACUUCUGCCUUUUAAUAAUAAUUUCAUAACACCAAAUGCCUGAUAUUAUUUUAUAAAUUAGCUUUAUGGGAUUUAUAGUAAACAAGCUUAGUGACCAGUGUAGCUUGGUGUAUCCUUUGUUUAUUACUGGCAUACAGUGUUGUUAUGCUAAACAUGUUCUUUUUCAAGCACAAUAUACUGUAGUUAGAGCCUAUGUUUCAAUCUAAUUUAAACAAGUGUAAUAUCAAUAUGUAUUGAUUUUUUAACUUAAAUUGUAAUUUGUUUUUGUAUAUUUUGUAUUUUAUUAAUUUUGUGUUUUAUAUUUUUAGUGUAAGUAUUAUUUUAGAUUAUUUAACAUGAUGGUCCUUUUUAGUAUUUACAACAUUACUCUUUGAGACUGUUUGCUUUAUAAAUAUGUACAGUUUUAGAUUACCUUCAAAUGUAGGUAUUAUACCUAAUUAAACGUAUUACCAAAUACCAUAAUAAUAUCAUGGCUUUAAAAGUAUUUAUUUAUACUAUCCAACAUGUUAUAUCAAUAUCAUUAAGUGAA
This is a messenger RNA of Macrosteles quadrilineatus (aster leafhopper), 4935 nucleotides long. Its product is annotated as activated Cdc42 kinase Ack-like. The transcript is spliced from 15 exons. The record is from RefSeq and is a predicted model, not a curated record. Bases 72 to 3314 code for a protein of 1080 amino acids. NCBI's taxonomy places the organism in Eukaryota, Metazoa, Arthropoda, Insecta, Hemiptera, Cicadellidae. Gene Ontology annotation, molecular function: protein binding; protein tyrosine kinase activity; ATP binding. Gene Ontology annotation, biological process: protein phosphorylation.